This is a messenger RNA of Porites evermanni, 609 nucleotides long. NCBI's taxonomy places the organism in Eukaryota, Metazoa, Cnidaria, Anthozoa, Scleractinia, Poritidae. The record is from the annotation of a GenBank genome assembly.
AUGAAGGGCUUCGCAAGCAACUCCUUUCUUUUGACGAGAAAGUUUCACCGGCAAAAAAUCCUUCACAGAGAUUACAAACGCUAUGCGGUCUCAGUAUUUCAUCAGAUAUCGCAAAGUGCGCGAAGUGUUUUCGACACGAAGCAAAGAAGCAACAGUGAACAACCGAAGCGGCAUCGAAGUGAUGACAUCGGGGACAACGCAAGAAACACCGAGCAAAACAACGAACUAUCACAAAAAGAGAAGUUAUUCAAGAAUGGAAAGAUCGUCGUAGACAGGAACAACUUCGAGAACAGUCGACCAUGGCCAAAGUCGCUUAUAGAAAAGGUCGAAGAAAUGCUCAAAAUCGAAGAGCAUCAUGUCAUUUCUUUGGAAGACAUUACAAAUGUAGAGUGGUGUCCCAAAUUUGUGAAACCAGAAAUCCAUGGGCAUGUAAGAGGAGGCAGGGCUUUGGCUCAUCACAGGUGUAGCGAAUGCAGGCGUUUGUGUCUCCAUCUUCUUGGUCGCCCUGGAUCAAAAAGACAGUGUUUGGAAUGUUCAGGGAAAUGGAAUAAGAAAUAUAUUCCAGUGUGGUAUUACCACAACGGCUGUAAAUACUGCAGAAGAAACUGA